Messenger RNA from Saccharomyces mikatae IFO 1815, 2565 nucleotides. RefSeq names its product peptide alpha-N-acetyltransferase complex A subunit NAT1 (gene NAT1). The transcript has a single exon. NCBI's taxonomy places the organism in Eukaryota, Fungi, Ascomycota, Saccharomycetes, Saccharomycetales, Saccharomycetaceae. Gene Ontology annotation, cellular component: NatA complex; cytoplasm. Bases 1 to 2565 code for a protein of 854 amino acids. Gene Ontology annotation, biological process: N-terminal peptidyl-methionine acetylation. The record is from RefSeq and is a predicted model, not a curated record. Gene Ontology annotation, molecular function: protein-N-terminal amino-acid acetyltransferase activity; protein binding.
AUGUCUAGGAAAAGAAGCACUAAGCCCAAGCCAGUAGCUAAAACGACUUUGAAGAAAGAAAAUGAUCAGUUCCUCGAGGCUUUGAAACUAUACGAAGGGAAGCAAUAUAAGAAAUCUCUCAAGCUGCUAGACACAAUCUUGAAAAAAGAUGGUAGUCACGUUGAUUCCUUGGCUUUAAAGGGUCUUGACUUAUUUUCUGUAGGUGAAAAAGAUGAUGCUGCUUCCUAUGUGACUAACGCCAUCAGAAGAAUUGAGGGCACCUCAGCAUCACCAAUUUGCUGCCAUGUACUUGGUAUCUAUAUGAGAAACACAAAAGAGUACAAGGACUCCAUCAAAUGGUUCACGGCAGCUUUAAACAAUGGAUCCACUAACAAGCAAAUAUAUAGAGACUUGGCUACUUUACAAUCUCAAAUUGGCGAUUUUAAAAAUGCUUUGAUUUCCAGAAAGAAGUACUGGGAAUCGUUUCUUGGCUAUCGUGCUAACUGGACAUCGUUGGCUGUAGCUCAGGAUAUUAAUAGCGAGAGGCAACAAGCCAUAAAUACGCUGUCUCAAUUUGAAAAACUCGCAGAAGGAAAAAUAGCUGAUUCCGAAAAAUAUGAACAUAAUGAGUGCUUGAUGUACAAGAACGACAUUAUGUACAAAGCUGCCGGUGAUAAUCAAGACAAGUUGCAAAAUGUGUUGAAACACCUAAAUGACGUUGAACCAUAUGUGUUUGAUAAAUUUGGUUUGUUAGAGAGAAAAGCAAGUAUCUACAUGAAAUUGGGUCAAAUGAAAGAUGCUUCCAUUGUUUAUAGAACUCUAAUCAAGAGAAAUCCGGAUAAUUUUAAGUACUACAAAUUACUGGAAGUAUCCCUGGGAAUCCAAGGUGAUAAUAAAUUAAAGAAAGCACUGUAUGGAAAACUCGAACAAUUUUAUCCAAGAUGCGAACCGCCUAAAUUUAUUCCAUUAACUUUCCUUGAAGACGAGAAAGAACUUUGCAAAAAAUUAAAGGAAUACGUUUUGCCUCAACUAGAGCGUGGUGUUCCAGCAACGUUUUCCAACGUUAAACCUCUCUAUCAAAGAAGGAAAUGCAAGGUUCCACCCCUAUUGGAAAAAAUUGUGCUUGAUUAUUUGUCCGGAUUGGAUCAUAUGCAUGAUCCAAUCCCAUUUAUCUGGACCAGUUAUUAUCUGGCUCAGCAUUAUCUUUUUGUGAAUGAUUUCCCCAAAGCUCAAGAAUACAUCAAUGCUGCCCUUAACCACACUCCAACUUUGGUUGAGUUCUACAUCCUCAAGGCACGUAUCAUGAAGCAUUUAGGGCUAAUGGAUACAGCCGCUGAGACUUUGGAAGAAGGUAGGCAAUUGGAUUUACAGGACAGAUUUAUCAACUGUAAAACGGUGAAGUACUUCCUAAGGGCAAACAAUAUUGAUAAAGCUGUGGAGAUCGCAUCGCUUUUUACCAAAAACGAUGAUUCUAUCAAUGGUAUUAAAGACUUACAUCUUGUAGAAGCCUCCUGGUUUAUCGUGGAGCAAGCAGAAGCUUAUUAUAGAUUGUAUUUAGAAAGAAAAAAGAGUUUGGAAGAUAUAGCAUCACUGAAGAAUGAGGCGGAAGGUAAAGAUAGCGAAGAAGCCUCAAGUGAUAUAAAAGACAACCAGUGGCUUGUUCAGAAAUAUAAGGGUCUAGCGUUGAAAAGAUUUAACGCCAUCCCUAAAUUCUAUAAACAAUUCGAAGAUGAUCAAUUGGAUUUCCAUUCAUAUUGUAUGAGAAAAGGUACGCCAAGAGCUUAUCUGGAUAUGUUAGAAUGGGGAAAGAGACUUUAUACCAAGCCUAUGUAUGUUCGCGCCAUGAAGGGAGCAUCAAAACUUUACUUUCAAAUGUAUGAUGAUCACUUGAAAAGGAAUUCUGAUUAUGUGGAGGAAAAUUCCGAUGAUACUGGGAAUAAUGGCAACAGCACCAGUAGCCAAAAGAAAAAAGCUAAAAAGGAGGCUGCUGCCAUGAACAAGCGGAAAGAAAUCGAAGCCAAGAGUGUUGCAGCCUAUUCGAAUGAUCAAGAUAGCGAUGUAUUUGGCGAAAAAUUAAUAGAAACCGCCACGCCAAUGGAAGACUUUGCGACUGAAUUUUAUAAUAACUACUCUAAACAAGUCAGAGAAGACGAAAAAGAUUUUGUCUUGGAUUUUGAAUUCAACUAUAGAGUUGGAAAAUUGGCUUUGUGUUUUGCCUCUUUGAACAAAUUCGCUAAGAAAUUUGGGUCCAUGAACGGUUUAUUUGGAAGUAUGGUGAUAGUUUUACUACGCGCCACAAGAAACGACGCUUCUUUUGAUCAAAUUUUAAAGAAAGUAGUCACGAAGAGCCUUGAAAAAGACUAUUCUGAGAUUUUGCCGUUAAGUGAAGUAUCGAACAAUAACUUUGAUUGGUUGAAGUUUUACCAAGAAACAUUCGGUGGAAACGAUACAAGAGGCCUACUAUUCCUAUACCGCUACUGUGAGGAUGUCGCCAUAGAGCAAUCUAUUCUGAAAGAAGUAAUUAUCAAUAACAUUUCUUCUCUGGAACCUCACGCUCAAAACGAAAUUCUACAGUACCAAUUAUAA